Molecule: messenger RNA, 4545 nt
Organism: Panicum virgatum (switchgrass)
Lineage: Eukaryota; Viridiplantae; Streptophyta; Magnoliopsida; Poales; Poaceae
Product: probable adenylate kinase 5, chloroplastic
Exons: 11
Coding region: 2477-4066 (529 amino acids)
Biological process (GO): regulation of DNA-templated transcription
Molecular function (GO): zinc ion binding
Source: RefSeq, a predicted model, not a curated record
UCCCCAAAAUGCUGUUGGAAACUGCAUAAUUGAUGAUAUGAGAGCUAUGACUGAUGCUGCUGGUGACAGACCUGUGAUUCUUGUAAACCCUCGCCUAAAGGAUAUGCCUGGAUCAAGUGGUAUAAUGCAAACAAUGGGAAGAGACAUGAGGCUAAAGUAUGCUGCAUCAUUUGAGACCUGCUAUUCAUUUCGUCUUCUCUACUAUGCUGGCUCAUUCUAUCCUAUCAUGGGAGCUUUAAGGGAUGCGGAAAAGGCAUCUUCAGGAUUCUGGGGUUUCUUAAGUGGUAUAUUGUGAGGCAAGUGGUCUACUAUAAAAUGACGCCAUCCAUCUUUCUUGGUAUUAUUUGUAUCAAAGCUUAGAAUUGAAUGGAAGAAGCAAAUUUGAAAACUUUACAUUUUCCAAUCUGAUACAUCAGCUAUGAAUGGAAUUGUUGAUCCUUAGGUUUAGUAUGUUUUACCCAUUCAGCCUUUUUGAGUGCACCGCCUAUUUUCCCCGUUCCUUAGAUUCUCCAGCCAUAUCCAUGUUGAUGUAAAGUUUCACAAGCAUAUCGAAGGAUAAAAUGGCUACUAGAGAUUUUUUAUCAGCUUAUUAUCUAAUAUCAGUACCUUACUCUCAUAGGUUGAUGGCUGGUAUGCAAUUUUACAAUAUGCGGGAUUCAAAAUUUCAUCAGACUAUUUUCAUGUUUGAAGAUUCUGUUCCGAACUGCUUUGCAUUAGAAUCCUUAAUACCAAGUUAAAUAGUUGGAAUAAUGAAACUGAAGUUUUUUGUUUCUAGUCCUCCAUUCUGAAAGAUGAAUGGAACCUGCAUACUUAUGACUUGAUGGUAUCACAAAACUACCAUCUUUGUUGCUCCGAAUGCAGGGUUUCUUUCUUGAACUAGUGAAGAUGCAUGAGCCAUAGGCACAUAUUUUGAAAAAGUUAUGUGAAAAAUAAUUUGAUUACAUCAAAACGACUACUAAAAAGUUAGCUUCUUUAUUAAUGCCGAGCAAUUCAUUCCACUUAAAAAUUACUACAUGAGGAUUAAAUAUUAUUCCAUUACACACGCACAACAUCUGGUCCUAGAUCCAUCCAUCCGCAACAAAUACAAUUGUCACACAUCUGCUUGUCACACUGCAUUUAAAUAAUAUUCUUUCAAUUCUAUUUGUUACUGUAUAGAAUAAUACGUGGCCGUUUUAUACGUGAACCGUGACUAAGCUUGUGCAGGUAUGUGUGUGUGUGUGUAUAUAUAUAUAUAGUAUAUGGCGAGGCUAAAAUGCAACAAGGUGCAUUUGUUACCCCGGUUGCACAGACCUCCUGGUUGCGUCUGUGCCCCGCGCACCGUGCGCGCCCCGCGCCCCGCGCGCGCCUCCCGGCCUGCUAGCGGCCCAUGGGAUGCGUCAUCCCCCCGCACAUGGGCCCGUGACAGCCUACAAGGUCCGCCUGGCGUGGCCUACCGCGGCAGAGCGCCAAAAUGCAACACCGGUUAUAUACCAAUUGCAAACAUUAAUGUUGUUCAAUUGCAACCAUGUGCGAUGUCCUCGAGGAGGGGCCGUCCGGACAAAAUAAAUGGGGUGCUGUGUUUUGAAUGGAUCGAGGAACAUCCGAAUCACCCCAAUUCGCCGCCGCCGCUGCCAAAAAGCACCCCAAUCUAGUUGGAGAUCCACCUGUGAGACAUGGCGCCGCCGCCGCUGAUCCCACCUGCAUCCCCCACCCCAGCACCCAAUCACGAUUCGCAGGCGCUAGAUCGCGCAGUUGCAAUUGCGGAUUAUACGGCAGCAUACAGAGCUCGGUGCUCCACAGCGGAAGGAGCAAGUACGCCGUUGUCUAGGGUGUCGUUGCCCCCCGUCGCCGCCCCAACGACAACCCUGCUGUUGUAGUAGCUCCUACGCAAUACCCCGGAGCCAAUUCUCCUAAUCCCCUCCAUCACAUGUCGACGCUAACGCCACCCGCGGCACUGCCUCCAGGAGCCCUGCAGACUUCAGAAGCUACGCAAAUUAUCUACCUGGAUCCUAAUAUAGCCCCUGUGUUUGUGCCAAGAGUGAAGCAGGUGUUCCCUACAAAGAACGAUGCAUAAAUGUUUUAUAGGGACUAUGCGAAGCUAGCUGGGCUUAGUAUAAGGACAGCCAGAACUAGCAAAGAAACCAAUCAUUGGGUGUGCUCUAGGGAGGGGUGGCAUGAAGGUAAAAAGGGGGAAGAGCCCAACAAGACGGAAAAGGGAUCAAAAAGAUGCGGCUGCCCUGCAUAUGUCAAAGUAAAGCAUGACAAGAAGUAGGGGUAGUGGUACUUUGAUCAUGUGCAUGAAGCCCACAAUCACAAACUAGAACCAUCUCCUAGAAUGACAAGAUACAUGCCUGCACACAAGAACAUGGAGGAAGGCAUGUGUGACAUAUUCAAUAUAAUGACAAGAAAUAGGGUUCCACAUCAAGCAGCAUUGAAUGUGAUGGCAGAUCUGUAUGAUGGUCGGCAUAUGUGGGGUUUUACGUAGGACAUAAAAAAUAUGAAGGCGGAGAAAGUUAGGGAGGAAAGAGACGAUGAUCUUAACAAGCUUCUGCAAUUCUUCAGGGAGUGUAAGGAGAACAAUGAGCACUUCUACUGGGAUGUGGAUGCAGAUCCAAAAACUAGGUUGCUGAAAAACAUAUUCUGGAGCCAUGCAAGCCAGAGGGCUGAGUACAGAGACUUUGGAGAUGUCAUUACAUUUGACAUGACACACAAAACAAACAGCAAGCACAUGCCGCUAGCCAUGUUUGUUGGGGCAAAUAAUAACUUGAAGAAUGUAUCAUUCGGGAAAGCAAUGAUUGGUGAUGAAACAACUGGAUCAUUCAAGUGGUUGUUUGAGACCUUCAAGAACUGCAUGGGUGGUCGGCAGCCUUAUGUGAUCCUAACAGAUGAGGAUCCAGCUAUGAGGCAAGCAAUAGGGAUGGUACUUGACAGAACACAACAUAGAAACUGUCGCUGGCACAUCCUGAGGCUGUGGGAGUAUGAGCUGGACCACCUGUACGUCCAACACAAGAAUAAGAAUUUGAAAGAAAGAUUGGAAUCUUUGAUAAAUUAUCCACUUGGGCCAAUGCAAUUCGAGAUCGAAAGGAUAAGGCUAGUUCAUGAAUGUGGCAUUGCUGAAAACCCCGCAAUAAAAGUCCUGUGGGAUAAGAGGGAGAGGUGGAUAGUAGCUUACUUCAAGGGGAUGUACUGUGGGAGAAUGACAUCGACACAAAGAUCAGAAAGCCAAAACAAGGUCCUUAAAGAUGGCUAUGUUAAUGAGAGUACAAGCAUGCACAUGUUUGCUAAAAGGAUGCUGGACACACUUCGACAUGCAGACCACAUGGAUGCCGGCGAGACACACUACGCCCAGGCUGAGCUGGUGCGAGCGUGCAAAGCAAAAUUUGAUGAGCAGCUAAGCAGGCUAUACACAAGGGCUGUAUACCAAGAGUACAAGAAGCAAUACAAUAAUAGUACAACAUUUGUGACUGAGCCUAAUCCAGAUCCAAGAGUGAAGAAUGGAUGGCUGGUGAAGCAUGAAAAUGGGGAAGGGAGUUUUUGUUGGGCCCAACAUGAAUUCAAGGUGGUUGCAGAUAAGGAAGCUGGUGAAUACAGCUGUGAAUGCAAACAGUGGGAACAUAUAGGGCUGUUCUGCAUGCACAUCAUUAGAGCCUUCACAGAACUUCAGGUCAGGAAGAUACCAGAGAAAUACAUACUGAAGAGGUACACUCAUGAUGCAAGAGAAGAAGUUAUGUGGGAUAGGCACGAUGGUGUGCGGAUCGGUGCACAAGCAAGCAAAGAGCAGUGCAGGAUGUCGAAGCUGCUACCUAAACUGAUGAGGCUUGGAAAAGUGGGGAGUAAGUCAGACCGUGCUUAUGAAGAAACCAACAGGCAGCUGGACAAGAUUACUCCGGGUAUUGAAUUAUUCCCGAUAAGUGCAGAUGAUGAAUCAUCGGACCCUGCCCCAUCAUCAAAUGGGUCAGCUGUAACAUCUGGAGGUGCUGACACUAAUUCACCACCGUCAUCAGCCCUGUUACAUGCUGGGGUGUUGCAAAUUGAGCCACCAGUGUCUCGCACAAAAGGCAGGGCCUGGAAAACAAAAGAAAAAUGAUGUUGAGGCUCCACUUAAUGGCACCCCACUAAGCACAUACACAAGAGCGAACUAUGGUGAUAGGGAAUGCAGCAGAUGUGGGGUUCGAGGUACGCAUUACAGCACAACAUGCCCAAUAAACCCUGAUCGAAGCAAAUCAGCAGAAAUGUGUGCAAAUAAGAAAAGUACCAAAAUGAAUGAUGGCCCCCCGAGGAAGAGUGGACGGCCAAGGAUCGUGAAGGAUCUGCGUGAGGGAGAAGAUCUGGAUAAAGAUGAAUGGCCUGUGACACAACAUGGCAGUGCUACAACCAAUGGAGUGGGUGCAGAAAAUAGUGGACGUCGCCAAAGAGCUAAACGUGUAAACUACCAGGAAUGACGUAGUGUUGGCGCUCCUUAAGUACCCAUUUUACUAUAUGAUUAGGAGUCGUUUUGGUAAAUUCUUCGGGAUGAUUCAUGUACUAACCCGCCACUUGGCACCCGAACUUGACCGUUUUCGAUUU